UAGCAGUGGUGGAGGUUUAAGAGAUUUUAGGUCGUUAAGCAGCAAAAAUGGGGAAGAAACAGAGGCAAAAUAUAAAGGAAAGCAAGGAAGAAGAAGGAUCUGUAACUAAACACAGUCCUAACACAGUCUUCAUCUCCAACAUUCCUCGCUCCUUCACUAACUCUCAGCUUGAAGAGACUUUCGGUGAUGUCGGACCAAUCCGGCGCUGUUUUUUGGUUACUCAGAAAGGAUCAACUGGACACCGUGGUUUCGGCUUUGUUCAAUUUGCUAUCAAAGAAGAUGCUGAUCGUGCAAUUGAGCAAAAAAAUGGUUCAUCUGUUGGCAAUCAGAAAAUUACUGUUAAACUUGCUAUGAGCCGUGCUCCCCUAGACCAGCGUAGAGCUAAGGCAGCUCAAGUGGCUGACUCAGACGGUGCACCAAAGAUAAAAGAUGAGACUACAUCUAAGGUAGAUGAGGAUGCUACAAAAUUACAGGAUUCAGUGAAACAUCUGAGACGGAAAAAACCAGUGAAACUUGUCAGUGAUCUGGCAGAUAAAGAGAAUUGUUCUGGAAAGCAAAGGGUUGCGAGGACUGUAAUAUUUGGUGGCCUUCUUAAUGAUGCUAUGGCUGAAGAGGUUCAUCGUCAUGCCAGAGAUAUUGGGAAUGCCUGUUCUGUAACAUAUCCUCUUCCCAAGGAAGAUGUUGAGCAAAAUGGUCUUGCACAAGAUGGAUGUCAAUCAAAUGCAUCAGCUGUUCUAUAUGCUAGUGUGAAGGAAGCACGUUUAGCUGUGAGAAAGUUACACCAAAAAGAAAUUAAUGGCGGGAUUGUUUGGGCACGCCAGCUGGGAGGGGAGGGUUCCAAGACUCAAAAAUGGAAAAUUAUUGUCAGAAACCUUCCAUUCAAGGCUAAAGCUAGUGAAAUAGAGGACCUGUUUUCAUCAGCAGGUUUUGUUUGGGAUGCAAUAAUCCCGCAUAAUACAGAAACAGGGUUAUCCAAAGGUUUUGCAUUUGUCAAAUUUACAUGCAAACGAGAUGCCGAAAAUGCCAUUCAAAAAUUCAAUUUGCAAAAGUUUGGAAAAAGACCUAUGGCUGUUGAUUGGGCUGUUUCCAAAAAACUUUAUAGCAGUGGUGCCAAUGAUUCUGCUGUUUCAGAAGAUGGGAAUCAGAAUGAAAGUGACAGUAACGAUGAUGACCUAGAGGAAGAUGAGGACGAGGAUGAGGAUGAGGAUGAGCAUGGUUCUACCCCAGAAAACCCAGAUUCAUUUGAGGGGAAAAAAGACAUGCCUGCUGACGCUGAUUUUGAUGCAGAGGCAGACAUGGCUAGAAAAAUUCUCAAUUCAAUCACAUUUGCAUCUAAAGAUUCCGUUACUUCUGAUGUGGAUGAUUCUGUAUUACCUAAGGAAAGCCGGAAGAUAAAUUUAGAUGAAAUUGUUAACAUUCCAAAGAAGUCCAGUAUGCAAGAAAGUGUCUCUGGUGUUACUGUGCCUGAAACUUCACCUGAAAACAAUUUAGCUGAUGGUAAAAAGACCAAGGGAGAAGAUGAUGAUUUGCAGAAAACAGUUUUCAUAAACAACCUCCCAUUUGACAUUGAUAAUGAAGAAGUGAAACAACGAUUUUCUGUAUUUGGACAAGUGAUAUUCUUCGCUCCAGUCCUCCACCCGGUGACCAAGCGACCAAGGGGUACUGGUUUCCUCAAGUUUAAAACAGACGAGGCAGCUACUGCAGCAGUUUCUGCAGCCAAUACUACUUCCGGCUUGGGGAUUUCGUUAAUGGGUAGGCAAUUGACAGUCUUGAAGGCUUUGGAUAAGAAAUCAGCUCAGGAUAAGGAGAUGGAGAAGGCGAAAACUGAGGAUACGGAUCACCGUAAUCUUUACCUGGCAAAGGAAGGAUCUAUUCUCGAGGGGACUCCAGCUUCUCAAGGUGUUUCAGCAAGUGAUAUGGCUAAGCGGAAAUCGCUACACGAAAAGAAAACGAUUAAGCUUCGAUCUCCAAAUUUUCAUAUUUCAAGGACCAGGCUUGUUAUGUAUAACAUACCCCAUUCAAUGACAGAAUUGAAACUCAAAAAACUUUGCAUUGAUGCCGUUGUCUCCCGUGCCACAAAGCAAAAACCAGUUAUUCGACAGAUAAAAUUCUUGGAAAGUUUAAAGAAAGGGAAGGUAAAGAACCAAUCGCGCAAGGUCGCCUUUCUCGAGUUCACCGAGCAUCAACAUGCACUUGUGGCCCUGAGGGUUCUUAAUAAUAAUCCUGAAACUUUUGGCCCUGAGAACCGUCCAAUCGUGGAGUUUGCAGUUGAUGAUGUCCGCAAGUUGAAGAUCCGGAAUGCUAAGUUACAAGGUCACAUGCAAGGAAACAAUGGUAAUUUGAAGGGCAUGCGGGGUACUAAUGCAUCGAAUGCACCAAAUGAUGUAACAAGCCAAAAGGAAAAUUCUAUAAAGCGGAAUUCCAGAGACUUUAACAGAGCAACAAAGGAUUCAGAACCGAAUAAAAAUGAAGGGGACAAUUUGGUUUCUGGGGGAGCUUCUCCCACUGUAAGUGAAAAGAAACGCAAGAGGAUUUCAGAAAAUGCGGAAAGAAAACCUGCUCGUGAAGGAACUUCUGAGGGGCCAAGACGGAAGGGAAAAGGCUCUGUAGAGAAGCAGACCGAUCAUCGAGUUGGGAAUCCCAGUCUGCCAAGUUCCAUCAAAGGUGAAAGGAUAACCAAAAGUACUGGCAAAUUUGCCAAACCUUCGGAGGAAGCAGGAUUGAAGCUGCAGAAAAGGAAACUAUCAAACCAAGGCGAACAACAAGAGCGAGAGAAAAGGUCGAAAAGGAACAAAGAACCCGUAGGACGGGAUGUUGUCGACAAACUUGACAUGCUUAUAGAACAAUACAGAUCCAAGUUCUCAAAUCAAAGGCCAGAGAAACUUGAUGGUGAAAAGCAAGCUAAUAAACCAACCAAGAGAUGGUUUCAAUCAUAGUUUUAUGUUUCCAUGCGUUGUAUCUCUCCUUGCCGGAAUUUUUGUGUAAACUUUGAUGAGGAAUCUAACUUAAAUGUCAUACUUAAUUUUGUCUCA
Molecule: messenger RNA, 3032 nt
Organism: Mercurialis annua (annual mercury)
Lineage: Eukaryota; Viridiplantae; Streptophyta; Magnoliopsida; Malpighiales; Euphorbiaceae
Exons: 18
Coding region: 48-2936 (962 amino acids)
Molecular function (GO): RNA binding
Source: RefSeq, a predicted model, not a curated record